GUGUCCCUACAUUCAGUUGACGGACGAUCCUCGUUCAUUUUCCACGCUGAACAAGGAAAAUUCGAUUUUUCGUGUAGAAAAGCGCGCGACAGGUUGAAGGCUUUUUUGGAUUUAUAGUUUCGUGUGUGAAUUAAUUGUAGUUUCGUGAAUGAAUUGUAGUGUAUUUUCGACUCGUAUGUGAUUUCGAAGUACUGUGAGAUAAAGCGGAACCAUGUUAUGAAUAAGAGAAGAUAUAUCAUGAGAAUUAUUACUUACCGACAUGAUAAUACACCAAAGAAAUAGAGAAAAUGAAGCAAACGUCACAUAGUGGGGGGAAAUCCGACUUUAGAACUAUGGCAAAUUCAACACAAGUGCCAUAUUAUUACAAAACUACGUACCAUAGCUCUACAACGUACCUGUACCCAUCAAAACGACCCCCCGACGACGUGACAGUAGAGGAAAACCAUACAAUAAUAGUUAAGACAAGACAAGCAUUCCAAAAAGUAAACUAUAGAAAUGGUACGAAUAGUACGAAUGGGAAUUUUAUGAUGUUAGUAGAAGACUUUAGUGAUUACUUCUAUGGGAAUACAAGUAAUGAUGUAUUUAGUGAACAUAACGCAACUCUAGAUGUAUUAAAUGAUGUAUAUGAGUAUGCGAAUUGUUCAUUCAACGGUACAUUCAACGUUUCUUGCUUCAACAGAGCAGAAUCAACACCAGAGUAUAAUCUUUGGGCGCUAUUGUUGUUAAUAUUUCCUUUUUUUACUUUAUUCGGGAAUGUAUUAGUGAUAAUGAGUGUUGUAAGGGAGCGAACACUUCAAACUGUGACCAAUUACUUUAUAGUGAGUUUAGCUGUGGCUGAUCUUCUAGUCGCGGUAGUUGUUAUGCCGUUUGGAGUUUACUAUUUGGUAAACGGUUCGUGGGGGCUGCCAGCCUUUGUCUGCGAUGUGUAUAUUGCGAUGGAUGUUACAUCCUCCACUUCGAGUAUAUUCAACUUAGUCGCUAUCUCUGUUGAUAGGUAUAUAGCUGUAACACAACCAAUAAAAUAUGCGAAACACAAGAACAACCGACGGGUUUGGUUCACCAUUGUUCUCGUGUGGCUGAUAUCGGCCGCAAUCGGCGCGCCCAUUGUGCUGGGCCUGAACGACACGCCUGACCGCAACUUCGACGAAUGUCUCUUCAACAGCCAGAACUAUGUUAUCUACUCGUCGUUGGGCUCCUUCUAUAUACCUUGCAUCAUGAUGAUGUUCCUCUACUAUAAUAUUUUUAAGGCGUUAAGAAAUCGAGCGAAAAAACAGCGAGCAGCUAAGAAACCUCCCAUCUCAGGAGAUCCUACAACGGGUGCGACCACAGCUGUGGUCAUAGAAAAUGUGGCACAAACGAGAAGACUGGCCGAGACUGCUCUGCAUGAUGACAGACCUACAAAUACAGGUUCCGGGAGCAAUGAGGAUGACCACGAAGAUAGUUUCGACAACAGAUCAGCAGAUUUAGAAGCGGACGCUGACGAGUGCCAUGUCAUACCUAAUGACAAGUCAACGGAAUUCAUGCUAGCAACAGUUGUAGAGGAAACCGCUAAUACACCAAAAAAGAAUUUAAAAUCGCCACCUCCUGAUCCCAACGGCAAUAACGAUUCAGGGUAUGCACCGUCCAAUUUAGAAGACACUAUUAGAGAACACAUUUCCCCUCCUGGCUCACCAAGCAUGAAAGAUGCUACAAUACUAAAGAAUAUGGGAUGCGAUAGCUCAAAGUGGAAGAAAAAUGGAAAGGCGACAAAAGUGAUCACAGACUCCAGAAGCGUUUCAUUGGCGGUUCGUUCAGAAGAUGAUCAUGAAGCUAGUACAUUCGAUGUAAGAGACGGCUCUUCGGCCAAGAAAGAAAGAAAAGCAAGUGCAGCCACCGCUCGUUUUACCAUUUAUAAAGCUAACAAAGCUAGCAAGAAAAAAAGAGAAAAAUCUUCCGCAAAGAAAGAGAGAAAGGCAACAAAAACUUUGGCUAUUGUAUUAGGUGUCUUCUUAUUUUGCUGGGCGCCGUUCUUUACGUGCAACGUUUUGGGUGCCAUAUGCGACAAAUUCCAGUUGCCAUUCUCUCCAGGAGUAACCACGUUUAUCUUAACUACAUGGUUAGGUUACAUAAACUCCUUUCUCAACCCCGUCAUAUACACUAUCUUCAACCCUGAAUUUAGGAAGGCCUUCCGUAAAAUAUUGAAGUGCGGCACCUAGCCUUUAGAUUAUUUGGUCGUCUUCACGCAGUAGAUCUCGAAGCUAUUCAAAUCUUGCAAUCUAUUUUCUUCCUAAUUCUAUUUAUAUUCUCCUACUUCUAUUAUUCAUAUCGUCACAUUUAAAAAUUAAUGAAAUUCUUGUAUAUCACUCACUCUACUUAAUUCUCUCUCUUUCUCUCUCUCUCUUAUUUUCUAUUACUAUAUUUAUAUUAUAAAGUCCAUAAGAUGUUGCAUUGAACAUAGCCUUGACAUCAUUUCAAUACAUAUUCAUACACAAACAAUAACUUGAAUGAAACUGCCAAAUAAAUAUCAUUUUUAACUACAAAAAGAAGGAGAAGGGAGUUCUCAAAUCGGUUGUAUUUUUCAAUAUUCAUCAUGUUACGUACCUUCGUCUAUAACUGAUCUAUCUUAUAUAUAAUUGAUCGAUAGGUAAUUCUAAAUAACAACGAAACUUUAAUUCUUUGCGAGAUCUACCAGACGACCAAAUAUAAAUCACUUUAUCCAAAACAUCAUUAAUGUGAUAAUUCAAUAACGUAGUAUAAGCGUCGAAAGUACUCGUAUUAGUAAUGUAAUUAUUAGCAUAUCAUAUGCAGGCAUAUAAAAUAUGUGGCAAAAUGUAGUAACUAAAAUCUUCAAAGUACAUUAUUGUUUAAUUUAAUAAUUAUUUCAUCUUAGAAACUUAUUAAAAUAAGAAUAUGAGACUUAUUAGUGCUUCGCGCUUCUGUAAAUAAAAAUGUAAUCUAGUCAAGUCAUUGAUCAGUAUUAUAAUAUGUUUGUAUUUAUAAUUAACUAUGCCAAAUUUAAUAGCGAUAUUAAGAAGCUUUAGUUCGUUUAAGGUUGUGAUUAUUUUAAUUAGUAGAAAAAAACAUUCACCAUUCACUAUAUUGCUGUAUUAUAUAUUAUAAAUAUGUUAUACAAUAUAUGUUUACUUAAAUAGGACGGUAUGCCUCUUUGUCACUAAAUGUAAAAAUAUUAGAUAAUGAAGUAUUACUAAAGUAGAUUAUAAAAUCGAUAUGUAUUACAUAACACCAAAGAUAAUAUUGUAAGUAACAUUUUUUUUUUCUAACAAGUACUAUUAAGGUGUAGAAACCUACUUUCUCUUCGGAUCCAAAUUAUAUUUAUUUAUUUGAUUAUUGUAAUUUACCUUUUCCACCGUCCAAGUUGUUUUAAUGAUAUUUCUUUGGUUUUUUUUUAUAAAUUUUAUCAUAUAAGUAGUAGUAUAAAUUUGUAUGUAUUGAUGAGCUGUGUUUCAGCGAAAUGAAAAGUGCACUGCGAGAUUUGAUAAGGUAGAAUGUAAUUACUCGCCAAAUAGUCAUUUGGAUCAUAUCAACAAUAUAAAUGUAUAAAAUAUUUAUUAUUUGUAGUGUAAAUUUAAAUAUAUAAAUUGAUAUUUCAAUAUUGUUUUAAAAAAAAUAUCAACUUAUUCAAUUUGCAGUAAUAGGGCAUUGGUACUUACCAAAUUUUGCCAUUUUAUUUUUGCUCAAUUAAUUUUAGGGAAAGUAUACAUUUCAUUUAACUUUCAUUAUAUAGGUUAUGUAGGUAAAUGAUAAUACAAAAUCUUAACAAAAUUUCGUGAAUUAACAAAAGAAAUCUUGCUCAAAGAAAAAAAAAAAUAAAACUAAUUUGAAAUAGAAUAUGUUACUACACCUUUUAUUUUAGUAUAAUCAUUAAAUGUAUCAUUAUGUCGCAUGAUUAAUACUUUAGUUACAAUUAUCAUAAUUUAAUAUGAAACCUUUUCUUGAAUGCUCAAUGUAAACAUUUGAUAUUACUGUAAAACAGUUGUAGUGGCCAGUAUUCUAUUAUUUUGUAUAUAGUAAAUGUUGUUAAAAACCAAUUAUUACAGGGUUUAUCAAUGAAAAUCUUCAAUUAUUUUCUGUUUUUGUAAUUGGAAAAUGUACCAAGUGGUUAUUUAUUAUGUUGUACAAAUAGAUGAAAAGUUCAGACAUAUAAAUAUAUAUUAAAAUAGAGGGCUUAAUAGGAUGUUUAGUAUAUGCAAAUAUAGAUAUUUAUGGAAGUGAAAUCACUUAGUAUACUCAAUUAUAUUAUCUAUUAUUUACAUGUAUCUCAUUAAUACGUACACUAACAAUAUUUCUAAAAAUUGAAAGCUGACAUAAAUCAAUUUUAAAUAUUACAUAUUAUGUUAUGUCACUUUAAAUUAUAUACAAGAACCUAUUUAAAAAAUGCACAACUAAUUUUAACUAAAAAGUCAAAACAUACUACAUACUAAAAUAGGUUUAUCGUUUGUCGUUUUAUUUUUAAGUUACAGUGUCAGUUAUAUAUUAUACCUCCAUUUAUUGAAUAUUGAUAUAUUAUUAAAGUUAUUUAUGUAACAAAAAUCACAAAUAUUAAUAAGAAAUUAUUGUGUAAUAAUCUUAAAACACAUGUAAAUAAUU
Galleria mellonella (greater wax moth) is the source of this 4587-nucleotide messenger RNA. Its product is annotated as dopamine D2-like receptor. Bases 288 to 2195 code for a protein of 635 amino acids. NCBI's taxonomy places the organism in Eukaryota, Metazoa, Arthropoda, Insecta, Lepidoptera, Pyralidae. Gene Ontology annotation, molecular function: dopamine neurotransmitter receptor activity, coupled via Gi/Go; G protein-coupled receptor activity. The transcript has 9 exons. The record is from RefSeq and is a predicted model, not a curated record. Gene Ontology annotation, biological process: adenylate cyclase-activating adrenergic receptor signaling pathway. Gene Ontology annotation, cellular component: membrane.